AUGGCGUCAGCGCAUGUGAUGCUGGUGGUUCUGUGGGUCGUGACGUGCCUAGCGACAGUCGCUUUCAUCCCUGCAGCACUCGCUGCAAGCCCUGACACGGAGGAGCUGUUGAACCUCAAGGCGGCGUUCAUGGUGUCAAAUCCCGAGGCGUUGCAGUCCUUCCCAGAUGACAUCGACCCGUGCAGUGCGGAGUGGCAGGAGAGGAUUAAAUGCAACGAGCAUGGCCGGAUUAUAGACCUUAAUCUCGCCAACGAGCUACUCAAAGGGCCAAUCCCAGGGCGACAGCUGGCGCAGCUGGAUGCUCUAGAGCGCCUCAAUCUGGGGUACAACUCUCUGACCGGCCCAAUUCCCAAGGAACUCGGUGCUCUCAACGGCCUCACUUUCCUGUCAUUUGAGGCGAAUCAGCUGGAGGGGCCUAUCCCGGACUGGAUGGCGCCACUGCUUCCAAAUCUCGUUGAAAUUCGCUUUGCCAACAACCAGUUCAACGACUCUCUGCCUAAAAGCAUCGGCACUCUCAAGAACCUAACCACACUGGACAUGGGCAGCAACAAGUUAUCCGGCUGGCUACCACCGCAGCUAGCCUACUGCAGUAACCUCAAACUCAUCUCUUUUCCAGCCAAUCAGCUGUCAGGUCCCAUUCCCGAGUGGUUGGGCAACCUCAAGCAGCUUGAAGUCCUGGAAAUGUACACCAACGCGCUCUCAGGCCCCAUCCCUACCCAGUUGGCUCUUGCAGAAUCCCUUCACUCCAUUGCCAUGGACGACAAUCAGCUCUCAGGGCUGCUCCCUCCCGAGCUAGGCGACCUACCCAAUCUAUCCGCCAUCUAUGUGGCGAACAACAAGCUAGAGGGCCCCAUACCGGAUGCCUACAGCAAGCUCGAAUCGCUCAUGUACCUGGAUGUGAGCUACAACGAGGGUAUAAACGGCACCAUCCCAGAGUUUCUAGGGAAAAUGUCACGCAUCCAGUCAAUAGCCUUUGAGUACUGUGACUUAACCGGCCCAAUACCAGCCAACCUGGGCGAGCUGCAGAACAUAGUCGAGAUUUUUCUGGACAACAACCAGCUCACGGGGGACAUCCCGCCGUCCCUGGGGCAGCUCGUGACGCUCAACAAGCUCUUCCUCAACCACAACAUGCUCUCGGGCGCCAUUCCUGUGGAGCUGUGCCAGCUGACCAAUAUUUAUGAUCUGAACCUGGCACGGAAUCAGCUCCAGGGGAGCAUCCCAGCUUGUUUGACAGAGCUGCCGCACCUAGCCACACUGACCCUCUCCAUGAACCUGCUUACCGGCCCAGUCCCAGACAUCAGCAGCACCAACGCUGUGAAAUUUGAGUACAACGGCAACUGCCUUGACAACGUGCCGGACCAACAGGACGUCUGCGCUGCUCCCACCACCACUCCUCCCUCCACAGACGGGACCCCCCCGCCCACGGACGGAACUUCUCCUCCCACGGACGGAACCCCCACUGAUGGGACCACUGCGAAUCCCCCCACUGCUGACGGCACUACUACUGACGGAAGCAGCACCGACGGCAGUGUUACAGAUACCACCACUGAUGCUGCUUCCCAGCAGUCGCCUCCUCCAGCUGGCGCUGCUGCUGUGUCAGUCUUUGCUCCUCCCCCACCGCCCCCUGCUAGCCAAGGAUCAACGCCAGUGCCCGGCAUAAUCACAAUUGCAGUCUUCACGACUGCCCUAAUCGCCCUCAUCGCUGCUGCCUUCUACCUCAGCCACCGCCAAGGGAACUCUGACGGCGGUAACCGCGCCGACCAGUUGCCAGUGACAGAGUACAGCUUAUCCAAGAUCAAGAAGGCAACGCGAAACUUCACCACCAUCUACGGCCGGGGCAGCUUUGGCAUGGUGUAUCUUGCAGAGGACUUUUUCCGGGAUCAGUCUGACCCACGUGCCAUCAUCAAACGAGCCCACGACCCGCAGAAGCUGGGUGAAUUCCUAUUCAAGUGCAAGGUGGAGGUGUUGGCGAGGGCACGGCACCGCUACCUGGUGAACCUGCUGGGGUACUGCGUGGGCAAGGGAGAGCGCAUCCUCGUUUAUGAGUACCUCUCUAACGGCACACUCUUCGACCGCCUGCACAGGCCGGAGCUGGAACCGCUUCCCUGGGAGACGCGAGUGAGCAUCGCAGUGAACAUAGCGUGUGCCUUGGAGUAUCUGCACCACGGCGUGUCUCCCCCACUGGUGCACCGCGCUGUGACCUCCUCCAACAUCCUGCUCGCCCACGACAUGAGCGCCAAGCUCUCCGAUUUUGGAAUAGCAAGAGGCAGCGGCGGCGCCACCUCUUCCUUUGAGGAGAAUCCAAGGCGGCAGCGCAAGUCACGGGCGGGGAGGGCGGAGCGGGGAGAGGCGAGUGAGACGAGCAUGCAGAUGGAGAAGGUGGACGUGUAUGGCUUCGGAGUGGUGCUGCUGGAGCUGAUCACGGGGCAGAAGGCCAUGAAGGAGGUCCACAUCACCAGUGUGGCCGCCCCUUUCCUGGAGGACGCGCAGAUGAUGCCUCUCAUGGUGGACCCACAACUGGGCGGCUACUUCAACCAAUCAGAGCUCAUCGAGCUCGGCACCAUCGCGCGCGACUGCGUGCAAGAAGACGCGUCCAGCCGCCCGACGAUGCGCGAGGUGCUCCAAACCAUGGAGGACCGACUCCGUCUCGACGCACACCUCUUUGACAAUCUAAACGAGGAUGAUGCGUUGCUGGUAGACGGGUACUCUGCUGCUGUUCCCGCCGCUGUGACUGCCAGUGGGAGGCGGUCGGGGGUUGGGUUUGGGAGCCUGAGGCUGAGUGUGGGGGGAGGAGCGACGAGUUCCGGGAGGCGCGGGGAGAGUGGGCGGUGGGGGGCGUCAGUGGAGAGUUUUGCGCAGUCGAUUAAGUAUGUGCUGAUGAGUCCGGGGCGGGCGGGGAGUGGGAGGGGCGGCGCGGGUGGAUUGCCGGUUGAUGACCCCCAUGACCUGGAGAUGUCUUCUUUGCUGGUCAUGAAUGCUGCUGAUGCACGGCGAUAG
This is a messenger RNA of Closterium sp. Yama58-4, 2997 nucleotides long. NCBI's taxonomy places the organism in Eukaryota, Viridiplantae, Streptophyta, Zygnematophyceae, Desmidiales, Closteriaceae. The record is from the annotation of a GenBank genome assembly.